Messenger RNA from Cololabis saira (Pacific saury), 956 nucleotides. RefSeq names its product homeobox protein MSH-C-like. NCBI's taxonomy places the organism in Eukaryota, Metazoa, Chordata, Actinopteri, Beloniformes, Belonidae. Gene Ontology annotation, cellular component: nucleus. Bases 100 to 912 code for a protein of 270 amino acids. Gene Ontology annotation, biological process: embryonic morphogenesis; regulation of transcription by RNA polymerase II. Gene Ontology annotation, molecular function: DNA-binding transcription factor activity, RNA polymerase II-specific; RNA polymerase II transcription regulatory region sequence-specific DNA binding. The record is from RefSeq and is a predicted model, not a curated record. The transcript is spliced from 2 exons.
ACAGCGCAGCCACGCAUGCACGUUGGAGACCGUGACAGCUCAGCCACACGACUCCUCUGACCGGCCCGCGCCGCGGUGCGUGGCCCCUUCCCCUCCACCAUGAAUCCUGCGCAGGGGUCGCCGUCCACAGACGCCAAACCGCUUCAUCAAAAGGAGGAGAUGACGGACACUGACGGCGAGGAGCCGCAGCCGAAAGAUAUGAGCACGGAUAAAGGAUACAAACAGCAGCGCAGCAGCCUUGCUUUCAGCGUGGAGUCGCUCAUCGCCAAGAAGAGCACCUGUCGGACUGUUUCCGAGGUCUCCGAGGUCUCCGAGGUGUCCGUGGCUGCGCAGGGCGCGCAGGGCGCGCACUUCUCCCCCAGGACUCUUUACGCGGAGCGGAGGCUUUCCGGGGAAAGCGCGCACGGAGCCUCCAGGAGCUCCGGGGAGGACAGUCCGCACUUUUGUGAGAAAGAGCACAGCACUUGGUUCCAGACGUCCUCUUUUUCUACACCUCCCCGGAGCUCAAGUCCGACUCAGUGUACUUUAAGGAAACACAAAAACAACAGGAAACCUCGCACGCCCUUCACUACCUCGCAGCUGCUGGCGCUGGAGCGCAAGUUCCGCCAGAAGCAGUACCUCUCCAUCGCCGAGAGAGCGGAGUUCUCCAACUCCCUCACUCUCACCGAGACUCAGGUUAAAAUUUGGUUUCAGAACAGAAGAGCCAAAGCCAAGAGACUACAAGAGGCCGAGCUGGAAAAGUAUAAACUGGCCUCCAAGCCGGUGCUACCCGCCUUCGCGCUGCCUUUCCCCCUCGGAGCGCACAUGGGCCCCCCGUCCUGGGGCCCGAGCAGCGCGUUCCCGAGGCCCGGCCUGCCGGUGCCGGGACUCUUCAGCGGACCCGUCACGUAUGGGAUGUACUAUUUGUCUUAGUGUUCCGUGCGCGUGUUUGUGUGGCUGCAAUCAGGGGCGAAAAU